Maniola jurtina (meadow brown) is the source of this 3250-nucleotide messenger RNA. RefSeq lists its product as uncharacterized. The record is from RefSeq and is a predicted model, not a curated record. Bases 292 to 3123 code for a protein of 943 amino acids. NCBI's taxonomy places the organism in Eukaryota, Metazoa, Arthropoda, Insecta, Lepidoptera, Nymphalidae. The transcript has 16 exons.
AACCUCAUUUAGUUCUGGUUUAUUUUAUAAAUAAAACCAUACGUCGAUUUUCAUCAUUUCAUUUUUAAAGUCAAUGACAAAUAUGAAUGACAGGCUUUGAAAAUAAUCAAUGCAAGAUAUUAUAUGUCUAGUAUGUCUAUAAAAGCGAAUCAUCAUUUUAAUUUAAAGCCUUCGAGAUUAUCACUAUUAUAGCCGUUACGUCUGUGUAUCAUUCUAUAAUAUGAGAGCAAGAAAUUAUUAUUAAACUGUUGAAUCUAUUUUAUUGGUAUUUUUUGUAUUUACAUAACGAUCAUGUCGAAUUCCAGUAUAAUGAGUGUAAGAGAAAUGAUAGACACAUGUUUUGGAGAGCCUGAUGUAAAUAUUGUCAAUUUCAAACUUAUGCAGACCAUACUAUACCUUCUCGCUAGACAACAGCGAUUAUUAGAACGUAAAGUCACAAUUGAAUUUGAAAAAGUUCUCAUUCCUAGGACGUCUAGCCUUUCGAUCACAGAAGUGAAAUUGAAAGCAAAUGUAGUUAAAAAAAAGAAGAAAAUAACAAAACCUGGUGCGGGACCAACUACUGGUGCAGGUGCAGGUGCGUCUGCAAAAUUAAAAGCUGAUAAGUAUUCUAAAUCAACCACAGAUGAAACGACAACAUCUACAGAUAAAACUUUUAGAUCAACAGCAGAGCCUAUCUCGACAGAUACAACUAAAUCAACAACAGAUAAAACAUCUACUUCAAAAUCAACAACAGAAAAAUCUAUAGCAGAUAAAGUAUCUUUUAAACCAACUAAAGAUAUACCUAAAACUUUGAAAUCAAUGGUGUCACGGGAUGAAGCACGUCUAGAAGCAUCUAUAAAUAAAACUGGAAAUCUAAAAGAUCUGUAUCAGAAAGAAUCAUCUUCAUCAGAGAAAUCUGCUUCUAUAUCAACACGUAAAACAUCUAAAUUGGUUUCUGAAAAAGUCAAAUCCUCAUCAGAUAAGACUAGAACAGACAAAACUUUGUCAGCUAAGGGUCAUGAAGAUGAAGCCAUAAGUGGAAAAGCUAAAAAGAGGUUUUCCUCUCAGGAUUAUCAUCAUCUUUUGGAGCUUAUUGAGCAGCAAAGGGAACGAGAGUUACGUGUCGUCAAUCAGAGAGCUGAUUCGCGUGAAGUAGCGGAGAAAACACCAACACCCAUGGCGUCUUUAGAUUCAAUGGAAGUACAAUAUGAGAAGCUUCUUGUCGUUGAACGAGUACCCAUUGAAGAAGCGGAAAAAAAUAUAGGGCGUUUACGUGAAGGCAAGGUACCAAAGUUGGAUAUUGUAACAAAAGACGAAUUUGAUGAACUAGCACAGGUAGUAAAAGAAAUACAAACAAAAUUUGGCUUAGGUGAAGCUGAAUUACCGGAUAAUGUGCAAUUAAUGGAAGAUCUAUCUCGUAGCGCUUCUCUGACUGAUGCAAGAGCUGCCUUACUACUGUCUGCUCGACUUGAACACGUUGAAAAAACUUUAAAUGUAAUGGAGUCUUUGCUUAAUGAUUUAGCUGUCAAAAAGGGCACCAAAAUAAAACAAAAACAAGAUGCAAAAGAGCCAAUCUAUGCAGUACAACACACACAGAUAACUGCUAAUACACCUGCAACAAACGUAAUUUAUGAUGCACCCAGUGGUCGUUCAAACACUGCACGAAAGUCUGGUAUAGAAAGCAAAAACAUUCCAACAAAUCAAGUUUCAGAACCACCUUUCAAUGAAACGGAAGAGCCUGUUAUGGGAAUGUUGGAAGAAAUGCCGAAAGCAAAUUAUAUUAACCCGGAUGAUUUAGACGUUGGAAUGCAAGAACUGUAUGAAGAGUUACUAAAUUAUGUGAGAAAAUUAACAAAUCAAGCUGUUAGUAAGGCUGACGAGGCAUUAAAAACUGCUUGUAGACUAGAGAUAAAAUUGGACGCAGCAAUGGAUGUAGACACUCGCAUGGAGUGUUUGGAGACGUUAGUGUCUGAAUAUGCUGGAAAAAUUAAUGCACUAGAUAUAAAUCUGUCGUCCCAAAUGUCGAAUUAUCAAGAACAGUUAACCCAAAUGCAACAUGACUUAGAAGGUGGCUUAGAAACUAUGGCUGAAACUUUAGCAAAUCCUCCAGGGGAAAUCCCAGGUGCUGCAGAGCUUAACGCAAAUUUUGCCAGUCUACAAGUACAGUUUGAUACUACCAAUAUGAAACAAAACGAGUUAAAGGAAAAUCAACUAGUAUUGUCUUUAGACAUUCAAGCUUUGUGGAAAGAGAUUGAAUUACUACGUGAAAUCAAAUCAGACCGCGACGAAGUAGCAGACGCACUACGAGACAAAGCUGGACUCGGUGCACUGAACGGUCUCGUUACCGUACAGCAGUUUGACGCGGUACGAGGUGAAUUUGAACAACGAAUUGGAGCUUCAUACGAUAAAUUCAAUAAUCAAGAGAUUGUUUGGCAAAAAAUCAUAGACGAUCUUCUGAGAGAACUGAACGACAAAGCUGAUUUGGUACAAGUAUCAGCAUUGCGUGAUGAUAUAAAUAGCAAUCUUGAAAGACUGCGAAAUAAAAUCCAUACGAUGAUGGAGAUAGUUGGGGAACCACGCGCGGCUGCUGUUUCCAGAAGACUACUACGCGAUGCUGCAUGUCUUUCUUGUUCAUCUCCUGCACAGAUGAAUUUGGAAGAAAAUACUCUACCAGCGUUACCUGCUUUCUCGAAAGCAUCGACUCGUCCCCCUACUAUAGGUGCAGAAGAUACUACAAAGCCGAAGGAAGAUGGAGAUCAUGGAUUAUGUUAUCCCGGACAGCCAAUACCACAUCCGAGAGAUCCAAGAUCCUAUUUUUGCCGAAGAUACUGCGGUGGGUCGCAUACGGCAGCACGUGGCGCAUUAAGUCGUGCGCCUGCUGAAUUGACUAUAAGCAACUUGCGCCGUGAAACCACUGGAGUUGGUUCCGAUGGAAAAGUGUAUAAGAUGGAUGAACAAGAGAAAAAUAAGAAACCAUGUUUGGCUUGUAACAUCCAACUUAAUAUGUCUGAAGAAGGGAAAGAUUCUAGAUUUGAAUCCGAUCCUGAAACGGCCCAGUUUUACGUGUUGCCGGUUAUGACAUCAGCGGGCCGAGCAGCGGACAGCGUCUCCGUGACUCCACCUCUACCUGUUGAUGACGACUAAACCCUGAAAUCGAUUCGAAGGAUUUAGUUACUUACCUAUAUUUUUUUAGCAAUUGAUACGGAUAUUAAAUUAUGUUUUAUUUUUAUAAAUUCUUACAAGCACAUAAUAAAGAUUAACUUUGAUUUAU